GCCAGCAUGUUCCUGAACAAGUGCGAGGGUGAGCUGGGUGAGCUGCGCAAGGCGGGCGACGGCGAGGCCACGCCACCAGCCACUGCCGAGGACGAGCAGCCCAAAAAGAAGCACCGCAGGAACCGCACCACCUUCACCACGUACCAGCUGCAUGAGCUCGAGCGCGCCUUUGAGAAGUCCCACUACCCUGAUGUCUACAGCCGCGAGGAGCUCGCCAUGAAGGUCAACCUGCCCGAGGUCCGCGUGCAGGUCUGGUUCCAGAACAGGAGAGCCAAGUGGCGGCGGCAGGAGAAGAUGGAGGCAACUUCCAUGAAGCUCCAUGACACCCCCGUGCUCUCUUUCAACCGACCGCCCAUGACGGCCAACGUGGGCCCCAUGAGCAACUCGCUGCCGCUGGACCCGUGGCUCACAUCGCCCAUCGCCGGGGCCACCUCGGUACACAGCAUUCCUGGGUUUAUGGGUGCCCCGCAGGCACUGCAGCCACCCUAUGGCCCCCACUCCUUCCUCAACGCCCCACCAGGCAUGGCGCAGGGCAUGGCACCCGUGGCCCCCACCGCCUACCAGUGCGGCCCCCCCUUUGUGGACAAGUACCCGCUGGAGGAUGUCGACCAGCGCAGCUCCAGCAUCGCCGCGCUGCGCAUGAAAGCCAAGGAGCACAUUCAGACCAUUGACAAAACCUGGCAGCCCAUUUGAUGAACGUUCCCUUC
This is a messenger RNA of Tinamus guttatus (white-throated tinamou), 707 nucleotides long. RefSeq names its product retina and anterior neural fold homeobox 2 (gene RAX2). Lineage: Eukaryota; Metazoa; Chordata; Aves; Tinamiformes; Tinamidae. Gene Ontology annotation, biological process: positive regulation of transcription by RNA polymerase II. The record is from RefSeq and is a predicted model, not a curated record. Gene Ontology annotation, molecular function: DNA-binding transcription factor activity, RNA polymerase II-specific; RNA polymerase II cis-regulatory region sequence-specific DNA binding.